This is a messenger RNA of Scleropages formosus (Asian bonytongue), 5540 nucleotides long. It is a transcript of the gene acap1, whose product is annotated as ArfGAP with coiled-coil, ankyrin repeat and PH domains 1. Gene Ontology annotation, molecular function: protein binding; GTPase activator activity. NCBI's taxonomy places the organism in Eukaryota, Metazoa, Chordata, Actinopteri, Osteoglossiformes, Osteoglossidae. The transcript has 23 exons. The record is from RefSeq and is a predicted model, not a curated record. Gene Ontology annotation, cellular component: cytoplasm. Bases 545 to 2851 code for a protein of 768 amino acids.
UGAAACGUGCGAGUGUCCAUAGAAUUUUCUCCGAACCGCGUACGGGACGACGUCAGAGUCCUCGUGCACAGCACUGUACACGGCGCCUGUGCUCUUCAUUCGGCUUACGCUGUUGUGAAGCCCGUGAGAGCGUGCAGAGCAAGGACGGCACACACACACACACACACACACACACACACACACACACACCCGGAAGCAGCGCGUCGAGCCGGGGUGGGGGGGCGGUUGAGCGACACGCUAAAGAAGCGGCACAGCGCGUUUCGGCGACACACGCACGCACGCACACACACACACUCCGGCCACAUGCGUUCGUGUCCCCCGUGCUGCGUCCCUCCGUCCGACUCCGCGCUCCUGUAAAAAAGCGCGUUCCCGCGCGUCGUCCCACCGUCCGCCCGCCUCCAGACCGACCGACCGAGCGAGCAGACGGUCCGGCGACGUCAGUUGGAGGGCUCCCGCCACGGGGACGCAGGCGCGCGACACUUCUUCGGCUGCAGCCUCGAGACUGACUCCGCCGCGGAUCGAUCGUUUCGCAUCAAGCUAAAGGAUGACCGUGAAGCUGGACUUUGAAGAGUGUCUGAAGGACUCGCCGCGGUUCAGGGCUGCCAUAGAGGUAGUGGAGGGCGAUAUCAGCGACUUGGAGACGAGAUUGGACAAGCUGGUGAAGCAGUGUCACUCUAUGCUGGAGGCCGGAAAAGUGUACUGCCAGAACAGCAGAAACUUCAUCACUGGCCUGAUGGAGUUGGGGCAGCACUGUUCUGGGGACAGUGUGAUAGCGGAGUGUCUGAAUAAGUUCUCCAGCAAGUUGUCCAGUAUUCUAGAUGCUCAAGCGGAAGUGAUCGAGACCACACAGAAGUCUGUAAAGAUGAAGCUGCAGAAUUUUGUGAAGGAGGAUGUGAAGAAGUUUAAGGACGUAAAGAAAGAGUUUGAGCGCAGCAGUGAGAGCCUGGAGGCAGCGCUGGCAAAAAAUGCUCAGGUUCCAAGAGGAAAGCAGCAUGAGGUGGAGGAGGCUGGACAGACCUUGCUCAAUGCUCGCAAGGCCUUCCGCUCUGAGGCUCUAGACUACGUUCUCCAGAUCAAUGUUAUUGAGUCCAAGAAGAAGACAGAUAUCUUGAUGGCGAUGCUGUCUCUGAUGGAUGCCCAGGCCCAGUUCUUCCAGCAGGGCCACCAGUCCCUGUCAGAGCUGGAAAAUUAUCGCAGGAAUCUGAGUGAGCAGCACACACACCUAGUACUGAACUCUGCACGGGAGAAACGGGAUAUGGAGCAGCGACACGCCGCCAUCAAAACAAAGGACAUGUCCUAUGAUGACUCCAUUAUGGACUUCAGCCCAGAUGCUGCCAGUGGCAUUGCCAUGGAGGGGUACCUGUAUAAGAGGGCUAGUAAUGCCUUCAAGACAUGGAGCAGGCGCUGGUUUUCCAUACAGAAGAAUCAGCUUGUGUACCAGAAGAAAUUUAAGGACCAGCCAACAGUGGUGGUCGAGGACUUGCGGCUAUGCACAGUGAAGCCAUGCUUUGAUCAUGAGAGGAGGUUCUGCUUUGAGGUUGUGUCCCCCUCCAAAAGCUGCCUUUUGCAGGGUGACUCUGAGCGACAACAGCAGGGUUGGAUCAGUGCUGUCCAGAACAGCAUUGCAUCUGCCUUUCAGGACCACAGAGAAGACACUCACAGCCCGAGAGGUCUGGAGCGAACUCGUUCCGUGUCGGCUGGGAGCGGGAUGGUGUCGGGGGAGCAGCCGAAUGCUGGACAUGAAGCUCUGGAGGAGGUGCAGAAGAUCACAGGCAACAAUCAGUGCUGUGACUGUGGAGAGCUGGGUCCUGACUGGGCUUCUAUUAACCUGGGAAUAACGCUCUGUAUCGUUUGCUCAGGAAUACACAGGAGUCUAGGUGUCCAUUUCUCUAAGGUGCGCUCUUUGACGCUGGACUCUUGGGAACCUGAACUCAUCAGGCUGAUGUGUGAGUUGGGUAACACCGCUAUCAAUAGAAUUUAUGAGGCACGCAUUGAUGAGAUGACCAUCAAGAAGCCCAACCCAUCAAGCCCCAGGCAGGAAAAAGAGUCAUGGAUCCGAUCUAAAUACGUGGAGAAGAAGUUUAUCCAGAAGCUUCCAGAGACGGGACGCUCAGUGCCACUGAGACGCUCCAGUGCCAGACGUGACCGCGCCAACACCCAGGACAGGCCUGUAGUACGACCCACUGUCAAACCCAAACCCAAUCGUGCCACCUUGCCACGUCUUACAGGGGUGAACCAGAGUGACCUCAGCCAAAAGAACAAUACUGGCAUUCGCAAAGAUGACGAAGAAGAGGACCUCAGUGGUCUCCAUCCGGGGGCACUGUUGUACCGAUCUGCGGCGCUGCAAAACUUCCCUGUCAUGGCUGACGCUCUGGCCCACGGUGCCGAUGUAAACUGGGUGAACGCUGCGGAGGACAGCAGCACCCCCCUCAUACAGGCUGUGUCCGCAAACUCCCUGGCAGCCAGUGAAUUCCUGCUGCAGAAUGGAGCCAAUGUGAACCAAGCAGACUCUAACGGGAGAGGGCCCCUUCAUCACGCAACAAUACUUGGUCACACAGGGCUGGUGUGUUUGUUCCUAAAGCGCGGAGCGGAUUACAAUGCCAGAGACAAAGACCAGAAAGACCCGAUCACCAUCGCAGUGGAGAAUGCCAACGCCGAUAUUGUCACCCUGCUCCGUAUCGCCAAAAUGAAUAAGGAGAUGCGGGAAAUGGAUGGUGCCUUUGGCCAAUCAGGUCAAUCCGGGGGGCUGGGACACAUGGGAGGGGGUGGGGGUGGGGCAGGACAGCCCAAGAAGGGCUUUCAGGCUCUUAAGAACCAUCUCAGUGGCUGGGCACUGGGGGGAGCAGAGUGAGUAACUGGCAGGGGGUAGGCCUGUAGGGUUUGGUGUAAGGGGAGCAGAAGAACUGAUGGAGAGAAGAGGACAUAUGAAGACGCAGCGAUAAAGAGCACUUACUGAGCCAGCACCACACUGAAAUUCACUUUGCACUUUGAAUUAAACACACAGUCAACCAGCACUUUACUAUCGUGGUAAUCUUUGUACAUAGUUGAUUUUACAAACUUGUAAUACUCACAACGCUAGUGAUCUGCAGUGAGAAACCAGAUUGUAUCAGGAGGGAGACCUUACAUGGAGAACGUGUGAUCCAACUCUUAACUUCUUGUGAACUACACUGUACACUUUUGCAAAGGUCAGCUUGGCCAUAACCCAUCUAGUUAUUAAGGACAGCUGUCAGCCGUUUAUCAAGCUUAACACGGUAGCCUUACAGUCUCUGCAGGUGCCUGCAGCCUCGCCUUCUCAGCAGGCCUCUAGUGUGUCUCGCACAAAGACAGUCUGCACACAGGAAACAAACUGUCGCACAAUGCUGACCUGAAACCCAGUGGUUUCACUGCUCUGCUCCCACAGACUCCUCCUGUGUGUGUAAUUCUGAACACUAAGGUUCAGUUUACCUGAACUGGAUUAUUUCACUAUGUCUUGUUUAGUGUCUCUGGAAUAUUUAAAUAUAGCUCCUUUUUUAGAGGGGUGUUGUGUCGAGAUUGGAGUGAAGUACUUUACGCUCUCUGGAGGCAAAACAGCCUUAGCCACACUCCUAACGUGUGUUAUUGUGUUACGCUGUUAGUCAGUGUGGCAGCCAUUCACCUUCACGGUGUGACAGUCAGCAGUUUGGGACUCAGAUCUCAUCUUCACUUCAUAAUGAAAAUGCUGUUAAAUGGCCUGUAGUUCCACCUACAAGUGAGGUUCCUGAGAGGCACAGAGGCACCGCAACAGCCUCAGGGAUAGCCCUCCAGAGCUUGGCUGCUGGGCCUGGGCUGGAGCCGUUCCAGGUGUGGAUUUGAGAGCGCUGGUGUGCGAUGUGGAGACUAGUGGAGCACAUCUCAUCUGAUAAUCCUUUGCCAGCAAGCAUUUCCUGCUGGGGAGCAACAUUCGUUAUCUCCAUGCUAGGGAGCACUUCUGCCUCCCAGUGUGGCCUCUUCUCCUCGUUCCCCCCAUGGCACCCCCCACCUCGCCACCCCCAAGUUGCAGUGGUCUUCACUGUCCUCUAUGUGUCUGUGUGUCCGUCUGUGGGUCCUAUGAGAUGCCAGCCCAUCUACGCUGCUUGCGCAGUCUCUGUUGUGUCCCGCCGCCCCGCCAUGCCCCUGCAAAACAGGUAACAAACCGCUAGCUCUGAGCCUCACCCUGACCUCCCUCUCUCUCUCUCUCUCUCUCUCUCUCUCUCUCUCUCUCUCUCUCUCUCUCUCUCUCUCUCUCUCUCUCUCUCUCUUCCUCCCUCCCUCUCCUCUCACCCAGCACCAAGGUCCACUCCAGGUUGUAUCACAGCCCUCGCACGCUUGCGUAUGUGUAAAAUAUGUAGCGUGCAGUGCUUUUGGUCUGGCCCCAUGUGGCUGGACACACACAAACACAUGAACCUCGACUGGAUCAAGGUGCAUGUUAACAACUGGGGUGUGUGUCUGUAUGUGUGUCUGUUUAUGCAUCCCAUGUUCUGGGAGUGACAUGAUCAGCAUACAUACCCAGAGACAAAUGAGGGGAAAAAGAGCCACUUCGUGUUACUGUCACAGCUGUGUGUGACUGCAGUGAUGCUUGCAUGCUUUGAAAUGCAUGGAGUUUAUGGUGGAAGAAGCGGAGUCAUAUUUUCACCAAUACAUGAUAUUUUAGCCGCUAGAGGAUGGGAUUUGGUGCAUAUGUGUGAAAUACUGACUACUCUUUCUCCCCACUUUUUACCUUUACUUCCCCAGGUGAUGAAACAUAUCAUGAUAUUUUCCGAGACUUUUCCCAGAUGGCCUCAAAUAAUCCCGAGAAGCUGAAAAGACGAAGCGCAGACAUCAAAUGAUGCUGAGCACCAGGUGUCCCUGUUGCUCCUCAGCCUUACUGUCACACACUGCUCUUCCGCCAUCUCCAUGAUGCUUUCUUCUAAUCAUCAGUUUGAUAAGUCUCAUCUACUUUGCAGAGCUGCAUGCACAUAGUGCACACCACCAAUUUUUAUGCUUUCAUCCUUAUUUCACCUUUUUUCAGGUUAUUCAUUUACAUGAAUAUGUUAGACUGUUGUAUCCCUGUCUACAGAGCAGAGCAUAAUGGAACAGAAGGCUUAAUUAAAUCAAUCUCAUACUUAAUAAAAUAAGUGAUCCUUUGCACAGGCAAGUGAGUUGGACUAUCUCUGUCACCUGUAAGAAACCCAUAUCAAACUGAUAAGAAAAGAAAUUACAACGUGUAUGUCAGUCAUGCGUAUUACACAUAAUUCCCUUCCAAAAUGUAGAGCAGUGUGUGGUGGGAUUCUCAGUCUGAGAUAGAGUAGCACUGCAGCCCACCUCUCUGCACUGCGGGUGUGGCUAAAACAGAGGUUGUGAGCAUCAGUUCAUUUGUCAUGACUGAGCAGGAAGCUUGAUGGACAAUAGACCUUAAGAAGCAGGGGACCCCAUCACUGAAGGAGCAAUACUGAGUCUCAGGGUCACAGUUAACUUGUACGCUUAAAUGCAUAUUAUGCGUAGUUAGUUUUAGAAAGAAUGUAACAAAUUUAUCUCUCUCAUAAGGUCCGUUUGUCUUUGAAGAA